AGGCUAAUCACAUGAUCAGGUGGGGCUGCCGCCGCCGCUGCUGUAGGGAGUCGAGCUGUGAAGAAAUACCCAAGCUGGCGACAGCGCGGUGAUUCCUGGAUACGUUUCCGCUCGUAAACGAUCUUGCCCGGCGACUAACGGGUGUUAUGGAGCCAGCUGAAGGUAGAGUACACGCCCUGUGACAUGUUGGCCCAGGCAGCAUCAUGGCACCGCGCACCUCCUCCUAAACGCCACAGCCUGUUUCUGUCGUCAUGGCGUCCAGCUAUGCGCCACCUUUUGAGGGCACGGGUGAAGUGAAGGAGGGCUUCCUGUGCCCUCUGUGCCUGAAGGACCUUCAGUCUUUCUACCAACUCCAAGGCCACUAUGAAGAGGAGCACUCAGGGGAUGAUCGGCAUGUCCGGGGACAGAUCAAAAGUUUGGUUCAGAAGGCGAAGAAAGCCAAAGACAAACUGUUGAAGAGGGAUGGAGACGACCGGCCAGACACCGGCGGCAGUUAUGAGUCUUUCUACUACGGUGGAGUCGACCCAUAUAUGUGGGAGCCUCAGGAACUUGGAGCAACUAAAAGUCACUUGGACCUGUUUAAGAAACACCGGGCAGCCCGCAUCGAUCAUUAUGUCAUUGAAGUCAACAAGCUCAUCAUUAGACUGGAAAAGUUGACGGCGUUUGACCGAGUCAACUCAGAUGCUGCUAAAAUAAGAGCCAUCGAGAAGUCCGUAGUGUCUUGGGUGAGUGACUCGGAUGUCCCCUUCUGUCCUGAUUGUGGAAACAAGUUCAACAUGCGAAACAGACGCCACCACUGCCGCCUCUGCGGCUCCAUCAUGUGCAGGAGGUGCAUGGAGUUCGUCCCUCUACCUUUGGCCCAGAAGCUCAUUAAUGGGACUCGAGAGGCCCUGUGUGUGCCUGGAAGCCCCGGUCAGUCCCAGUCUCCACCAGCAGGGGGCGGCGGCGGCGGCGGCGGGAUGGGCUCCAGGAGGGGCAGCAUCACCAGCCUGAGCAGCGUAGCCUCCAUAUUGGAGGAAAAGGAUGACGAGAAGAUCCGCUGCUGCCACCACUGCAUGGACACGCUGCUGAAGAGGCAGCAGAAGUUGGAGGAGAAGGACCACGUUCCGGAUGUAGUCAAACUCUAUGAGAGGCUGAGGAUGUGCAUGGAGAAGGUGGAGGAAAAGGCUCCAGAGUAUAUUCGAAUGGCUGAAUCCCUCAACGCCGGAGAAACCACGUACAAUCUGGACACCGCCGGUGGACUGAGGCUGGAAGUGCAGAAAUACUACGAACUGAUCGAUGCUCUAAGUAAGAAGAUCUUAACACUGGGGAUCAAAGAUGAGCCGCCGCCACGCCCGAAGGCGCUCCAGCUGCAGAAGAUGAUACGCUACACGGCCACACUGUUUGUCCAGGAGAGGCUGUUGGGGCUGAUGUCUUUACCCACUAAAGACAAAUACGAAGAGCUCAAAGAGAAGCGGAAACAGGAACAAGAGAGGAGACUCCAACAAGAGAGACAGGCGGCUCAGGAGACUCUGAAGAGGAGGCAGGAGUAUGAGAGAAACCGUCCAUCGGCUAACGGGGAGCUGCCGCAGGCCCCCAGAGCCCCCCGCAUGACUAAAGCCGGUGGCUGGCUGCCCUCCGCAGACGCCGGCCACACUCGCAGGGAGCUGGAGGACCCCCUCCUGCAGCAGAUUGAAAACAUCCAGUCGUUCCUCCGUCAGGCCCGCGAGGCGCGGCGGACCGACGAGGUGGCCAUGCUGGAGGAGAACCUGCGUCAGCUGCAGGACGAAUACGACCAGCAGCAGACCACCGUCGCCAUGGCGCUCUCCCAGAAGCUGGCUCAGGAGGAGAGCUUACAGCAGGGGGAGCUGCAGCGCCUGGAGGCCCGGGAGAGGGAAGGGAGGGAGCAGUGGGGCUCCGCUUUCGCCUCCACCCAGCCUUCGCUCACCUGGGAGCCGUCUCUGGACAUCAGCCCGGCAGGAGAUCACCAGGUGGAGGAGGAGGAGGCGGCGGCAGCAGACGUCCCGACUCUGAAGACUGAGGCCAGUCCAUCGGCCGUCAGGGCGCUCUCCUCCGUCACCUCGCAGGAGGAUUCUCCUCCCAGACUAAGAAGCUUAGGAGGGCACAUAACCCCCCCUGGUGGCGAAGGACAGAGCAGCGCCUCCCUUAACCCCUUCGAAGAGGAGGACUCCACUCCCAUCGAGGAGGAUCCAUCCAACCCCUUCUUUGAGGACAUCAAGAGGGAAGUUUCCAACGGGAAGAAGGAGUACAACCCUUUCGACGAAGACGCAGACCCCGAGGAGGACAAACGGGCCGAGGCGGAGCGAGGCAACCCCUUCCAGGAGGAGGACGCCGACCCACGGAACCCCUUCCUGGACGCCGCUGCCGGGACGUCGCCGGGGGCCUCGACCAACCCCUUCGACGAGGACGGCGAUGACGAGGGCCUGCCUGACGUGGACAUGAUAGAGGAAGAACUGCUGCUCCAGCAGAUCGACAACAUCAGGGCCUACAUCUUCGACGCCAAGCUCAGCGGGCGGCUCGACGAGGUGGAGCUGUUGACGGAGAACCUCAAAGAGCUACAGCAGACUCUGCAGGAGCAGAAGAACAAGAGGCACUAACGCACCCUGCCCCCCCCGUCACCCGUCACUCACCAAGUUAUCCCAGGUCGGCUCGCUUUAGGAACCAUCAACCCAGCUUACUUCAGUUUGGAUGACGUCUUAUCGAAUUAAACGUGUUCUUAGAUUUCAUUUAACAUCUUUCUAGAUCAUUUAUCCUUGUAUAAGGUUGCAUCGGGCUGAGAUCCACCCCAUGCAUGAAUUCAAAGCUCUGAGAGUAAAAAAUCAACUUAGAGACACGCUUGUAUAAUUCUGACUAAACGAAGAUGAACAGUGGAAGACAGCAGUGUUACUUUGACCCGUUGGAUGGUAUGAUGUGGUUCUGCAGUUGAACUUCUGAACAAAGUCCAAAUGUUUUUUGUUUUUUUUUAUUCCGUUCUGUGGAUAUAUGCAUUACUGCGUUUGUGCAUUUUCCAACUAAAUGUCUGCACAUAACUGAACGCUGUUGUUCUGACAGGACCAAGAACAACAGGCGGGAGUUCUGCAACUACAGACAGAUCCUAAAAUUAGAGUCAUUUCAACCAAAUUAAGUGAUUGUCAAGGCGACACAUAUAACCCUUUAGGUUUCUGUUAAGAGUUAAAGGUGCAUUUCACAUCAUGAACUCAUUGUUAGGGGUGCACUCAUCACGCUAAUAAAUAUAGCGUUAAAACCUCUUAGUUUGAGAUGAGUGACAGAAAUAUUUGGGUAUUAAAAUCUGCGGUUAAAUGAUGUAAAUUCAUACUCUUUGUAUAAAACCUUUAGCUAAAAGUCGUGAUCAAAUGAAUUUCUGCUUGAUAAAACUGCUUUUAAUGCACUUUGUCUUAAAAACGAAAAAAAUCUGUAUGUUAUUCCACCCAAAGGUAACAAGAAAAGAAACGUUCAUGUGCGAGCGUACAGGCGGAGGUGUUGUUUUUGAUGCCCACCUCACGGCUGGACUCGUCUCUUUGUCGCCUUCAGACCUUCAAGCCAGAGUUCAUCUGAACACGUUCAAUUCGGAUGUUUUUUCACACACUAUUCCGCAAGGAACACUGUGGCCUGCUGUUGAUUAAGAGUACAAAGUGCUGAAGUAUCAAAGUAAAUUUAAGACACUUCUCGUGAGAUGUUCGCUAACACUAAUGGAUGCCAGCAGUAUUAUGACCCAGGGCUGCUAUGUUAAGUUGUCGUCGCGCUUCCUGUCCGGUUUUCCCAUUUCCUUACGGUGUUCAGCUGCUAAACUGUGACAUCUGCAGGUCGUCAGAAAAACAUGUGGCACUAAAUUUUUUUUUUUUUUUUUGUGACGUAGUGAAAAUCCAUACACGAAUGUGAGCAGUUGAUUUCAGCUUUUGAGGUAAAUGCGACAUCUGUGUUGAAAUAAACCUCGCAGCCAUCACUUUAUUAACUAGAAGAGACUCCUUCUCAGCACAAAUAAAUUCCAUGUGUAACAAU
Messenger RNA from Fundulus heteroclitus (mummichog), 3999 nucleotides. RefSeq names its product rabenosyn-5. Gene Ontology annotation, molecular function: metal ion binding. The transcript has 12 exons. The record is from RefSeq and is a predicted model, not a curated record. Bases 252 to 2597 code for a protein of 781 amino acids. NCBI's taxonomy places the organism in Eukaryota, Metazoa, Chordata, Actinopteri, Cyprinodontiformes, Fundulidae.